AUGUUGGAAGCAGAGUCUUUCUUAACUCGACUUCUUACAAUCAAUCCCCCAGAUCCAUCUGACCCCAUUGUUCGAAAGCUGGAUCCUCAGGAGAUACAAAGGUGGCAACAUGAUGUUAUGCCUGGCGAUCAUCCUCAGGAUCUUUCAUCCGUUCUUCAAGAAGCGUUGGCAGUUUUCGACAACCGCAUGCGCCUGACUCACCCACAUUGCUUCUCCUACAUACCAGCUUGUCCAAGCCCGGUUGCCCGUCUGGGUGAUCUCCUCACUUCCCUCUACAACGUAAAUACCGUGAGUUGGGACGUGAGCUCUGGUCCGAGCGUGGUCGAAAAGGCGAUGAUAAACUGGCUGGGCGCGCAGCUCGGACUGCCGGACACGGUUGGAGGCUGCUUUGUCUCUGGUGGCUCGAUGGCCAACAUGACAGCCAUAGUUGCAGCCCGGGAUGAGAUUCUCCAUUCCACGCAGCGAUCAAAUGCGGUCAUCUACGUUUCCGACCAGACACAUAUCUCUAUUCUCAAGGCGCUACAUAUCAUCGGCUUCAUGACGGAUCAGGUCCACAAGAUACCCACCGACGAUAAUUUCCGCAUGGACGUAGACAUACUGCGACGCGCGAUUUCUACAGACCGCCAGUCCGGUCGAGUACCUUUUCUUCUUGUUGCCAAUUGUGGGAGCACCAAUACAGGCAGCAUCGACCUUCUCCAUGCACUGGCUGAUGUCGCGCGAGAUGAAGGCCUCUGGCUACAUGUCGACGGCGCAUACGGAGCUUCUAUUGCGCUCUCAAACAAACAUCACCACCUCGUGGAUGGGAUCGGUCGCGCGGAUAGUGUUUCUUGGGAUGGACAUAAGUGGCUCUUUCAGACGUAUGGCUGUGGGAUCGUAUUCACGCGUCAAGUUGGCUCUCUCCGACGCAGCUUCGCCGUGGAUGCCGAGUACAUCAGCAGUACGUUGGCACCCCAGGGUACCACCAACUUCUACAAUCUCGGACCAGAGCUCAGUCGCCCAGCGCGGGCCAUGUCUCUUUGGCUCACGGUCAAAGCCCUUGGUCGUCAACACAUGGGUGAAAUGAUCGACAAAGGUUUCUUUCUUGCCUAUACCGCAGACUAUAACAUCCGUCAGUACAAGAACUGGAUUAUUGCGGCUCCGACGGUUGCUAGCACUGUGGUUUUUCGGUACGCACCUCUCGGGUUUGAUGAAAUUGCACUGGACACAUUGAAUAAAGCUAUUUCCCAGCGACUUUUGGCGGAGAAUAUUGCUGCUAUACUAACCACGCAAAUCCGCGGACGAACUACCCUUCGCAUGUGUACGAUGAACCCACUCGUGAAGCCGGAAACUAUCGCGGAUGUGAUACGUCGAGUUGACCAACUGGCUCAAUCCGAGGCUUCCGAGCGUCGGAAAAUAUAUCCGACAAUGGCUAAGAUGCAGUAUACCCCCUGCCAACAAUGCCCUGGUGUUGAUCUUUCGGAAGGUACUCGUCAAAUUCACCCCGUUGCACCUUUGAAAUUUUGA
Molecule: messenger RNA, 1503 nt
Organism: Aspergillus affinis
Lineage: Eukaryota; Fungi; Ascomycota; Eurotiomycetes; Eurotiales; Aspergillaceae
Product: pyridoxal phosphate-dependent decarboxylase family protein
Exons: 1
Coding region: 1-1503 (500 amino acids)
Biological process (GO): amino acid metabolic process
Molecular function (GO): pyridoxal phosphate binding; carboxy-lyase activity
Source: RefSeq, a predicted model, not a curated record